This is a messenger RNA of Helianthus annuus (common sunflower), 608 nucleotides long. RefSeq names its product putative ABC1 protein At2g40090. The record is from RefSeq and is a predicted model, not a curated record. The transcript is spliced from 3 exons. Bases 81 to 443 code for a protein of 120 amino acids. Lineage: Eukaryota; Viridiplantae; Streptophyta; Magnoliopsida; Asterales; Asteraceae.
AAUAAAAGCCAAGUCAAACACCCCCUUAAUUUCGAAGGUGUUCUUCAACACUAUCACGGAUUACUCUUCUUUAUACGUCGAUGCUGAUUAUAAUUAAAGGUGUUCUUCAACAUUACCCACCCGUUUUGUUCUACGCCUUCGCCAAUACAGGAAGAAGAAAACCACAAUUGGUACUGCUGGACCAUGGUCUAUACACGCAACUUAACAUUUCCACUUGGACCAACUAUGUUGCCCUCUGGAAGGAUUUAGUAUUGGCUGAUACCAAGGGAAUUAAGGAAAAUUGCAUGAAAUUUGGCGCAGGAGAGGAUCUGUAUGCAUUAUUUGCAGGGAUUCUUACAAUGAGACCUUGGAAUAGAGUUAUUGAUCCUGCUGUUGAUCAUCUUGCUAUACAAGGCAACACCAGUAAUCAUACCCAUACUAAUUCGAGGAAUUCAAUAAAUUAACCAACUUUAUGUACAUUGAUACGGAUAUAUAUAUUUUUUGUUUAUCUGGACAGAGUAUAUAUAUGUUUUGAGUUGUGAAAUGUCACUUCAGUUGUGGUCCAUGUUCAUCAUACUAUUCUUGUUUGUCAUUAGAUCAGUAUAAGCAUAAAAUCCCCCUUUAAAUUA